AUGGCCGCGGGGGGCCCCGCCCAGGUGAUGUUUGAAGACGUGGCCGUCUACUUCUCGAUGGCGGAGUGGGCGAAACUGGCGGAAUGGCAGCGGGACCUGUAUCGGGCUGUGAUGGUGGAGAACUACGAGGCUGUUGCCUCUCUGGGGUACCUUUCUGUCAAACCUGAACUCAUCUGUAAAAUAGAGCGAGAAGAGAACCCCUGCAUGGAAGAACCCCUGGAACCCCCAAGAUGGAGGAGACCCCAGAGCCCCUGGUUGGGAGAUGAGAUUCGGAUGGCGGACGAGGAGGAAGGGGAAGGAGUGGUCACCGACCUGCGAAUCCCAGCCCGAUGCAAGAGAAAGAAGAAGACUCACUCGGCAGGAACAGAGAAGCCAACGACCCCGGCAACAAACGCCCCGGAGGCCGAGUCUCUGCCCCGGGUGACGCUGAAGAUGAACCCGCCCAAGUGCCCGGAGUGCGGCAAGAGCUUCUUCAGCAACGUGGCCAUGGCCAUCCACAUCCGGACACACACGGGGGAGCGCCCCUUCAAGUGCCACCUGUGCCCCAAGGGCUUCCCCUCCAGGGGGGACCUGAAGCGCCACAUCAAGACACACCUGCGGCAGAAGGCUCCCCCCGCCAACAGCUCCAUCCCCAAGGGGAAGAAGUGCCUCACCGCCAAGCUUCAACUCCUGCGCCAGUUGGGGGCAACCCCAGGGCCCAGGAAGCCCCACAUCUGCGCCCAGUGCGGGAAGAGCUUCAACAAGAAGCAGGACCUGCGCAAGCACCAGGGGACGCACUCAGCCGAGCGGCCCUUCCCCUGCCUGGAGUGCGGGCGCCGCUUCCGGCUCAAGCAGAUCCUGGUGGCCCACAUGAAGGUCCAUGUGGGGGAGCGGCCCUUCUCCUGCUCCGAGUGUGGCAAGCGCUUCCGCCAGAAGCACCACGUGGAGAGCCACCAGCGCGUGCACACUGGCGAGAAGCCCUUUGCGUGCACGACGUGCGGCAAGCGCUACGCCCAGAAGCAGCCGCUCAUCAGCCACCUGCGGGUCCACACCGGCGAGCGGCCCUAUUCGUGCAUCGAGUGCGGGAAGUCGUUCCGGAACCAGGCAACGCUGACCAUCCACUACCGCAUGCACACGGGGGAGCGGCCCUAUCGCUGCCUCCUCUGCGGCAAAUCCUGCAGCCAGCUGCAGCACCUUAAGAGCCACCAGAGGGUGCACCGCGGGGAGCAGCACCUGAUCGAGGCUGGAGACACCAAAGCCCUGGCUCAGAAAAGAGCUCGGGAGAUGGUGGAGAAGCCCCACCCCUGCCCCAAGUGCGAGAAGCGCUUUCGGGACGAAAAGAUCAUGCAGGUCCACUUGAAAACCCACGAGGACAAGAGGCCGCUGAAAUCUGGAUCCUCACCAGCCAGUGCAGCUCUCGACCAAAACACCUCUCCUUCUGUCCGGCCAAAAGUGUCCUUGCCGAUGGCCAAAUCCAUUAGCGGAGGGACAGGCGCGAGCAAGAAGCAUUCUGCUGUGACACAGCCGGGCACUGUAGCUGGGAGGAGGUCCUUUGCAUGCAUUGACUGUGGCCGGAAGUUCACUCAGGCAAAAUAUCUCACCCUGCAUCAGAGGAGCCAUACCUGA
Messenger RNA from Euleptes europaea (tarantolino), 1605 nucleotides. RefSeq names its product zinc finger protein 771-like. The record is from RefSeq and is a predicted model, not a curated record. The transcript is spliced from 4 exons. Lineage: Eukaryota; Metazoa; Chordata; Lepidosauria; Squamata; Sphaerodactylidae. Bases 1 to 1605 code for a protein of 534 amino acids. Gene Ontology annotation, biological process: regulation of DNA-templated transcription. Gene Ontology annotation, molecular function: RNA polymerase II cis-regulatory region sequence-specific DNA binding; DNA-binding transcription factor activity, RNA polymerase II-specific.